Messenger RNA from Acomys russatus (golden spiny mouse), 2061 nucleotides. RefSeq names its product zinc finger and SCAN domain containing 26 (gene Zscan26). The transcript is spliced from 5 exons. NCBI's taxonomy places the organism in Eukaryota, Metazoa, Chordata, Mammalia, Rodentia, Muridae. Gene Ontology annotation, molecular function: DNA-binding transcription factor activity, RNA polymerase II-specific; RNA polymerase II cis-regulatory region sequence-specific DNA binding. The record is from RefSeq and is a predicted model, not a curated record. Gene Ontology annotation, biological process: regulation of transcription by RNA polymerase II. The coding region runs from base 241 to 1653 and encodes 470 amino acids.
AUGUAUUAUUAUUUCUAGAUUGGGUGGCAACCUAUAAAAGUUUUCUCGCUUUGUUUAUAUAUACUUAGGAGAAGCUGUUUUGGAGAAAACAAAUGGAUAGAAGGAAACAACCCUAAGGAACAGUCGUUUGUUGCUGUUCUUAUUACUAGUGCUGCUGUUUCUGUAAUUUGUGUUUUUAGCAGUGUCCCUCAGGAUACAGUCAAAAGAAAGUUCUCCAAGACAAAGUGCCUGGAGCAAGGGAUGGCCCUGGCCUUGAUCCACCCUCACAAUCGUGCAUACUCUCUGGCUCCCCUGAAUCUGAAGGAGGAGCUUCAGGGAUUCAAAGUUCAAGGAAACAGAAAAGGCCCUGGGCAGGAGCCAUUGUGCAAACAGUUCAGGCAGCUGCGCUAUGAGGAAAGCACUGGACCACGAGAGGUUUUACGCCGACUCAGGGAGCUCUGCAGACAGUGGCUGCGGCCUGAGACCCACAGCAAGGAGCAGAUCCUGGAGCUGCUGGUGCUGGAGCAGUUCCUGACCAUCCUGCCAGACCACCUGCUGGUCCAUGUGCUCGAGCGUCACCCAGAGACUGGAGAGGAGCUGGUGGGAAUACUGGAAGAUUUGCAGCUACACCAUGGAGAAGCAAUACAGCAGAAGGACUCUGCCCAAAGAAUCCGACAGACCGUGCUGGUUCGUGUGACGAAAGCCCCUCUGAGAGAAGCCCAGGAGCAGCCAGUCCUACCUGAGCGUGAGGUUCAGAAGCCCGAGGAGAAGGGUAAGGAGGCACAGAGCGCAAAUGAGAAGCUCAUUGCAGAAACGGACUCUUGGGGACGAGAGGAGCCAUCUUGUACAACACCUGAACCCACUGAGGUCCAGUAUGAGGUCUUGCGCUUGGUGAAGCAACCAGCUGUGCCCAAGGAGCAACCUAGCAGCCAGUGCUUGGAGACCAAGGAGGGACUUGUCCAGAACUCAGGCCUAACUGAACAAGAACAGGCACACGCAGGAGAAAAGCCUCGUGAAUCUGUAGUGUGUCAGAGCUCUGUCCCUACUGAACAUCAGGAAAGCCUCUCUAAAGAGAAAGGCCACCCCUGCCAGGAGUGUGGGAAAGUCUUUCAAAGGAGUUCACACCUCAUCAGACAUCAGAGAAUCCAUCUUGGUGAGAAGCCUUACCAGUGUAAAGAGUGUGGAAAAGUCUUUAGCCAGAAUGCAGGUCUUUUGGAGCAUCUCAGAAUCCAUACUGGAGAAAAACCGUAUCUGUGUAUCCACUGUGGAAAGAAUUUUAGGCGCAGCUCUCAUCUUAAUCGACACCAAAAAAUUCACAAUCAAGAGGAGCCCCGUGAAUGCAAGGAGUGUGGGAAAACCUUUAGUAAGGCCCUCCUCCUCACGCACCAUCAGAGAGUCCACGGUCGUUCCAAAAACCAUCACUGUAAUGACUGUGGCAAAGCCUUCAAGUUGACUUCUGACCUCAUUCGACAUCACAGGAUUCACACUGGAGAAAAACCAUUCAAAUGUACAGUCUGUCAGAAAGCCUUCCGCCUGAACUCACACCUAGAUCAGCAUGUGAGAAUCCACAAUGAGGAAAAGCCCUACCAGUGCGGGGAAUGCAAAGAAGCCUUCAGGCAGAAGUCGGGUCUCUUUCAGCAUCAGAGACAUCACCACAAAAGCAAACUGGCUUGAUGCGGUUCUCUGUUUGAGAUUGGGAAUGUUACAUUGAGAAGCAAACAGUGCUUUUUAAAAAGGCAUCGUGGAGUCAGCAUGCUCGGGAGCCAUUGGCCUGCAUUGUCUCACUCUCCUGUGUUUUAUUUAAGCCAUAAUUAGACUAUACUAGUUUCACCCUAGAUGGUAGGAUCAGAAUUUAACUAUUCACUACAGAACUUCUCAGAGCGUUUGAUGUGCUAAGAACAUGAUUAUUUAUCUCUUAAGUAUAGCCUCAUGGACGAAUGAAAUCUCUUAAAUCAGCAAGUCAAGUGCCUAUAGAUUUAUACAGAAUGAGAGCAAGCUGAUAUUUUUGCAAGCACUAUAGCAACAGGCUCCUAUAAAAUCAAAUUAAGGAGGGUUGGGGAGAUGGCUCGGUGGUUAAACCAG